This is a messenger RNA of Linum tenue, 1182 nucleotides long. NCBI's taxonomy places the organism in Eukaryota, Viridiplantae, Streptophyta, Magnoliopsida, Malpighiales, Linaceae. The record is from the annotation of a GenBank genome assembly.
GCGGGAGAAGAGAAGAGAGUACGAAGGCCGUAAGCCCAUAACCCUAGAGAGGUUUUAGCAGCCGCUGGAAGCUUUCGAAGCCGAGGAGAGAAAGAUAGCCGCCACAGAACCGCUGACUAUUACCUCCGCCGCGAAAUCAUGCCGAAGUCCAAGCGCAACCGUGCAGUUACCCUUUCGAAGACGAAGAAGAAGGGGAGAGAACACAAAGAAGGGGUUGUGAAUGGAAUAAGGGAAGCAGUGGAGAAGUACCCUUCUGUGUACGUGUUUGGUUAUGAGAACAUGAGGAAUCUCAAGUUCAAGGAAUUCAGAGACCAGCUCAAGUCCAGCAGCAGAUUCUUCCUUGGGUCAAACAAAGUGAUGCAGGUUGCUCUUGGUCGAUCUGCUGCGGAUGAGCUUAGACCGGGGAUCCGCAAAGUGUCCAAGGUGUGCGUUUAGCCGUUACCAAACAGACUGUAUUUUUUGUUUAUGGUUGAGAUACCAAGUGAAAAAGAGCUAAUUGCUCCAUGCAGCGAUUUGUUAUUAAGUAGUGUAUAUCUUUCUUGUCGCAGCUUCUGCGCGGAGAUUCUGGUCUGUUAGCUACCAACUUGCCCAAAGAAGAAGUUGAAAGCUUAUUCCGUGAAUAUGAAGAUUAUGACUUUGCAAGGACCGGUAGUGAUGCCACUGAAAAGGUAGAACUGAAAGAAGGACCUCUGGAGCAAUUUACUCAUGAAAUGGAGCCUUUUCUGCGUAAACAAGGGCUGCCUGUCCGAUUGAACAAAGGUGUUGUGGAACUUAUUUCAGAUUUCGUUGUCUGUGAAGAAGGAAAGCCUUUGUCACCUGAAUCAGCACGGAUACUGAGAUUAUUGGGCAUCAAGAUGGCUACCUUCAAGCUUCACUUAAUCUGCAGAUGGAGCUCUGAUGAUUUUGAGCUGUAUAAAGAGGGACUCGAUGACGCUUCCGACAUUGAAUCUGCAUGAUUUAUGCCUUUUGUAGGGUGGUUAAAUGUUGUAACCUUGUCAAAUCUCAUGGGACUGCACCAAGUGGAUGUGUAAUAGAAGUUCCAUCUAAAACUCUUGUUUUGAACUCAGAAGUAAUGCUUAUAGACUAGCAGCGUUACUUUCAGUUUUGCCUCGUUAUAGUUUUAUUCUUGAAUGCCAAGCUUGAAGGUUUCCCGUUUAUGUGGAAUGAAAAUUGAGUCCGAUG